GUAAAGCACGGGAAAAUAGUAAUUGCUUGUGAACUAGCCAUUUUCCAGCUUCGGAAAGACAUCUCAUAAACAGUUGGCGAAGUGUGCAGUAUGCAGGCUUGUUAACAUCUCCGACGCAUCGCAGGAGUCCACAUGGAAUGAGCUAAACUGGUGUGCCGUGUGCUUCAAGAUAUUACCAAGCCAGGUACUCUCUGUCCAGGAGUGGCGUCGAUUGGGGUUAUCUUAUAUGAUCAUUGUUGAACAGUGCAGCAUAUAGCAUCCGGCACAUCAAACCAUUGCAUCAAAAGAUCCAGUGUACGAUGGAGAACGGUGUUGAAAACGGUGUGAAAAGUGAUGAUGGACUGUCCAAUGUACUGUGCCCCGCUGAUGAUGGAAGCUACAUCAUCCAGUCGAAGACUUCACCGGAGCUGGACCACCAAAGGCAAUCAGUAACGGCGUUGGAUGCCGGUCCAAUAGAUGACCAGAUGGUUGAAACACCGACCAGAAACGCAACGAUAUUCCGACUGCAAAAAUGCUCCACGAAAAUAUUUGGCCUCUCUCCCGUUUCGGAACUAUCCGCUGCCCUGCACUGCACCGGAUUGGAUACACCCAGAUUGAGCCGAGCGGACAGGUCAGGACUCGCCAGCAAAAGAAAAGACAAAUUUCAACAACCUGAAGAAAACAAUACAGUAGCGCCGUCUGGAAAUGACGCCUCCCACCGGGCACUGCAGGAUAGCACGGUCCACCAUCAAAAUCUUGACAACGUCGGCGGUAACACCAAAGACGACGAAUCUAGUCGGUGGCAACAUCAGCAGCAACAACAGCAGCAGCAGGAAGAUGAAGCAACAUUGGAUAACAGCCGCUUCACGCUCAACUCGGCCAGCCAGUCACCGGCGAGCAGACGAGCCGAGCAGCGGCAACGCAGUAUCCAGCGGCGCCAGCACACCCAGCCGCAGCGCAUGGUGUACGAUGAUAGCAAGAUGCACGAGCUCGGCUCGCCCGGCAAGGAGAACCUGCUGCCCACCGAGGAGCUGUCCUUCUACCAGAGCCACAGCCCCCAGAGCCAGAGUCCGCGGGCGUGCAGUCCGUGUCUGCUCUGCCCGGACGAUGCGCUCGGCGUCAGCGAGCUGCUUCCUUCGGAGAACAACACCCCGCGCAAGCACAUCAUCAAGGCCGGCACGAUGGUGGCGGGGAACGUGGGCGCGGGGAGCACCGCCGCCGUCGGGAUGAAGAUGAGCAGCCUCGGUUACCGGCUUCGGCGGCCGCUUGACGAGCACGACCCCAACUCGAUGGACUCCGGGUACGGUGCGAGCGUGCUGAACGAUGCGCUUCUCAACUCGCUGAACAACUCCAGCUCCACGAUCACCAGUGCGGGCGGCAGCAGCUUGGCAUCGAAGCAGCACUCCCUGUUCCACUUCCACUCCUCGAGCUCGGCGUCCAUUUCGCGCCACAGUUCGGUCAGCUCGCCCACCGGCUCGCGGCGACUGCUGCACAGCAGCCUGUCGUCCGGCUCGAUGGAGUCGAUGGACGAUAUGGAGCUGUUCGACAUGGAAGCGAUCGAUGAGCAGGACCAGCACCACCACUCGGCGGGCUCGUUUCAGCAGGCCCCGGCCUACCAGGCGGAGCAUCAUCAAGCAUCCAUCCUGCCGAGCGGGCUAAACUCGCUGAUUUGCGGCACGAUCAAGACGACCCGCACGGCCACCACACCCGAGCAGAAACGUCCCUUCGUUCGCCGGUGCCUUAGUCUGAACGAGAGUGCCACCAGCCAGCUGACCGCAAGCCCGCUCGCACCAGCGAACGUUGCUGCCGGAGUGUUGCAGACGAAGACGCCGGAACGCUUCGGUCGCCGGGCGAUCGCAAUGGAGGAUCAGGAGAACCUCAACCUCACCCCCUACUCAUCGCGCGUGUCGGCGGAAGUGACGCGCUGCUUCAAGCGGCCCGAACCGCCCGGCGUCAGCCCCGUGCAGAGCAAGCGCUACAAGACGGCGCAAUUUGACGCGAUGGCCUUAGCGACGGCAGCGGCGAUUUCGUCGACCGUGCCGUCUCCGCCCGCCCCGAACGCCCUGGACAGUCCGGCCCGCACGACGGUGCUGGCAGCCGUGCCGAAGAAGCCCAUCUACCAGAAGUCGAUUUCGAUGAACGAUGCGCAAAUCAUGAGCGCCCUGGCCCGGUCCGAGCCGAACCUAAUCGGUGACUUUAGCAAAUCGUACGUCCUGCCACUGAUGGAUGGGCAGCAUCGUGACCUGAAGUCAAUCUCCGGCGACACGAUGGCGCGACUGCUGCGGGGUGCAUUCGAUGACAAGGUCGAAAGCUUCAAGAUUAUCGACUGCCGGUACCCGUACGAGUUCGAGGGUGGCCACAUACGAGGCGCGAAGAAUCUCUACACCCAGGAGCAGAUCAUCGAGGAGCUGAUCAACUCGAAGAACGAACCACCGCAGGUGGCCGAUGGUCCAGAUGGUGGCUCCGUGCGUCGUCAUAUCGUCGUGUUUCACUGCGAGUUUUCGUCCGAGCGUGGUCCCAAAUUGUCACGCUUCUUGCGCAAUCACGAUCGUACCCUGAACGCGGACAGCUAUCCAGCACUGCACUAUCCCGAAAUGUACCUGCUACACGGUGGCUACAAGGAAUUCUUCCGAGAGCACGCGGAUCUCUGCGAUCCGAUCGCGUACCGACCGAUGCUGGACCCCGAGUUUGGCAACCAGUACCGCCAGUUCCGGGCGAAGUCGCGUAGCUGGAAUGGGGACGGUACGGGAACGGUGAAAUCUACCGCUGCUCCUUCGUCCUCUUCACUCGCCGGCGGCAGUCGGCUUACCAAGUCCCGGUCAAGGCUGAUGCUUUAAUGCACUGCCCCGAAGGUGACGCAAAGUUGUUCCACUGCCACCUCCCCCAUCCAACCAUCCGGACUGGAAACAAUCUGUACCACAUGCUGUCACUUUAAUUUUUAUUCUUUUCAUUCUCUAUCCGCGCACACCUCCGCAUGUAAAUACGUUAUGAUUUUUAUUUGUUAUCAUAUUUUUAAACGCAUAUAUAUAUUAUAUUUCUGUUUUUUUUUCUCAAACUCAUAGCAAUGGCCGCUCGAGUGGUGCCCCAACAUUAGACAAUUUUAUUUGCUAAAUAGCUUUUCCCUUCAUUUUCGGACAAUUUACGAAACGUUUGAACAAUUUUCAAAAAUUUGCAACAAUUUUUACUCACCGUUUUCACCAAGUGUAUCGAACGGCCAAAGCCGCUUUCCGGCUCCAUUCACUAGGAGCACUUCCCUUUCUUUUGCGUUGCGUUGCUUCUUUAGUUUUUGUUUCAUUGUUAUUCAUUAUUUUGUAUCUGUGAUUUAGAAUUUCUUUAUAUUUUCGCGGAUUUCUUUUCAAAAAUACACAAACAAAACGUAGCCUCGAUUGCACAACGUUAGUAACAUCUACUGUUGGUCGACAGAGUAGGUACCUGUACCGUGGCAAGCAUGACUCGUUUGACCUAAGAUAGGCGGCAGUGCUGAUCAUCAUUGGCGUCACACAAGACAAACGGUUAGAUCAAACACUAGAAGCUUCCUAGUUUGUGUUUUCCUUUCUUCAGCAUUAGCACGUGAUGAAACCACGAUGCUGAAAGUGCCCUACGUGAACAUUGCUAUUUUACUGGUUUAUUGAAUAUAUUUGUAAAUUGAAUUGCAAUAGGAAACUAGUUUGACGGAGUGACGGGCGUUGUUGAGAGAACGAAUGCGUAAAUGAAGCGACAAGUGCAAAUUAGGUAGCGUGUUAAAGUCAUACAACUGUUAGUGAUAGGACGAAGGUGCAUGGAUCUAGAUAACUUCGCCUCCACCAUUCUGGGCGCGUUAGCUGCAUGGGGAUGACUGUUUUAAUAGAAAAAUUUCGCACUGUCCUAGACAGGUGCACACGCUCUGGCAUAUCCUAUACGCCGCCGUCGGCAUGGGGUAUACCCGUGAAAAUACUUCCUGAGCUAUGCAACGAAACCAUCCCAAGAUCCUCUUAUACAAGCGAAAUACGAAAAGCAUUGCAGACGAAAGGAUUUCGUUUGUAUUUCAUAAUUGAACAUGAGACUGUUAAACAUUGGCGUAAACAAAUUCUACAAACAUGCGCUAGCGAUAUGUCUUCGCAUUGCUGAUUCGUUCCAGGAAGAGUGCAAAUGUUUAGAUGAUAGACCUUCUUACCAAAUUUUAGAGAAGUGAGAAUACAAUAGCUUAAGCAUAAGCGGUGCGAAGAUGAGAUUGAGGUAGAAAAAAAUGUGCAAGAAACAACGAUAGCAAGAUACCCUUAUUAGAAUGUAAGGUAAAAGUAAGCAACAAAUAUAUAUAUAAAAAUCAUGAAAUAACAAACGAAACCUAUCAGGA
Molecule: messenger RNA, 4312 nt
Organism: Anopheles coustani
Lineage: Eukaryota; Metazoa; Arthropoda; Insecta; Diptera; Culicidae
Product: M-phase inducer phosphatase-like
Exons: 5
Coding region: 300-2816 (838 amino acids)
Biological process (GO): positive regulation of G2/MI transition of meiotic cell cycle; protein dephosphorylation; positive regulation of G2/M transition of mitotic cell cycle
Cellular component (GO): nucleus; cytoplasm
Molecular function (GO): protein tyrosine phosphatase activity
Source: RefSeq, a predicted model, not a curated record